Molecule: messenger RNA, 2764 nt
Organism: Elaeis guineensis (African oil palm)
Lineage: Eukaryota; Viridiplantae; Streptophyta; Magnoliopsida; Arecales; Arecaceae
Biological process (GO): ubiquitin-dependent protein catabolic process
Cellular component (GO): endoplasmic reticulum
Molecular function (GO): metal ion binding; ubiquitin protein ligase activity
Source: RefSeq, a predicted model, not a curated record
UGCUCCUAACGCGCACCGCCCCCGCCAACCCCUCCUCUCUGGUCCCUACCCCACCUCUCCCUCUAUCGCGGUGGGAUGCCACGGUCCGCAAUUCCUGACACAACAUCCCUCUUGUCUCUCUAUCGCGGUGGGAGCUGGGAAGACCCAAUCCGCAGCCCAGGAGCUCGCCGCCGCCCCAAACCCUGGUAAAAAUCGCUCAGAUCCUUUCUUUAGCCCUCUCCUGGUGCUUUCCGCUUUCCUUUCGUCGCUUGUAGUGGAGAUUCCUCUCAGAUUCGGGCUAGAUUCCAACAAAUUUCAGUUUCUAGGGUUUUGUAUUGUUGUCAAAUUUUUUUGAUUCCAAAACAAGAAAACCUAAUCCUAGAUUCGCCCGUCUGGGAGACGAUUACGUAGUGAAAAGGCCGUUCGUCGCUAAUAGGAAGGGCAAGAUCCCAGAUUUUUGGUCAUGGGUCUUAUGAUUCAGCUAGGAUUUUUGGCCCGAGACUGCUGAGAUUUUCUGGAGGGGUUUCUGAUGGUGAAGUGGAAAAAUGAGGGAUUUUUUUGCUAGGGUUUGAGGUUUUCUUGCGAAAAGAGGGAAACUUGGGAUUUUUUCUUGACCGGGGAUGGCCGAUGAGGGAAAUGAGAGCAGGAGCAGGAGGAUGGAUCUGAACCUCUAUUUGGGCCUGCCUCGUUCCCCUCGGCCUCGCAGUCUUGAUCUUGGUUCUGAUCUUGCUCUUAGCUCGCUUCCUUUGUCAUCGUCAUCCAGUGCCGGAGACAGCCGUGCUCCUGCUGACAUGUCUGGUUCUGUGGAGCAGCAGCUGGAUUCUCAUCCUCCAUACUCCCCGUCCCAUGCUGCUUACACCCCUGAUCAGCCCUUGGUCCAUCCCCUAAAUCCAGCCGACAGUAAUGCCAUUCCGGAAUAUGCCCCAUACUAUCCAUCCUACGAAACUUUUGGCCCACGCUACCCUCCCAUCCAACCAAUCAUGCAGGAACCCGAAGGUGCUGAUGCCCCUUAUUCUCCAUCACGCGUCCAAUUUCUUCCUACUGUUCAGGAGACUGAUGAACCUGCUGUUCAAGAUGUGGACUCCCAUGUGCCAUAUGAUCCUCCUUUUCCACCUGGACUUGCUGAUGAACCUGUUACCCUGGGCGGUGAAUCCCAUGCACCUUACUCGCCACCUUAUAUUCCUGAAUUGGCAGUCCCUCAGGGCCAUGAUGAGGGAACCUUUGGCUUCUUACCACCAAUUCCUUUGCAGACUGGUGAAUUGCUGGGCCGGCAAGGUGGGUCAUCUUCGCAGCAUGAUUUCAUUCGGUCCCCUGAAAUCCGUUUCAGAAGGUUGAUUGAAUCAACCCAUCGUUGGCCAACCAGGCGAUUUAGGUCAUCGCUUCCAUAUGUCGGUGAAAGGUCUAAUUUUGGUUCGCCAUCCUCACCCAGUCCUGAGCAGUUGAUACAUGAUACUGUGAAUUCCCAAAGAUCCUCAGAAUCUAGUGGGAAGAAUAAGGUGUCUGCUGAAGACAUUGUGGCGGAGGCUUCAGAAGAGGAAACAGAAGAGAAGAGCAGAAAUGCUGCUAAUUUUGAGUGCAACAUCUGUUUGGAUAUGGCCACUGAACCUGUUGUUACCUCAUGCGGUCAUUUAUUCUGCUGGCCGUGUUUGUAUCAGUGGCUACAUGUUCAUUCUGAUCAUAAGGAAUGCCCUGUUUGCAAAGGAGAAGUAAUUGAAUCUAACAUCACGCCUAUUUAUGGGAGAGGGAGUUCAGAAAACAGUGCUGAGAAGAAACUUGGAGAAUAUGAGGAAUCAGGUUUGAAAAUACCACCAAGACCACGUGGAAAUAGGUUAGAGAGCUUGAGGCAGCAGUUUCGGCCUAUUUCAAGAAGACUUGGGGAGGGAAUUGCCUCAUCAUGGAGACGGCUCCUAGAUCAUCAGAUGCGUGGUGGAAAUAGAUUUGAAGGGAAUGCAGACCCAAGUCUGCAGGAAAUUUUCAAUGGUGCUCAUCGUAGAGCUCUAGCUAGACUGCGGGCACGGAGAUUGCAGAGAGAGGAGGGCAAUCCUGAAAGCAGGUCUAUUGCUGCUGACGAGAUUGGAUUGCCUAGAAACAGUACAUCAAAUCCAUUUAGUAGCAAUACAAGCUCAAUUUUUCAAGAUGGUAUUGAUCUUUGGCACCGUUUUUAUGGUCUUACUAGUACAGAGAGAUUAGCUGCUAUAACUGCUGAUGUCGGUAGGGUGGUUGGGCGGUUUAGCACUGGUACUAAUAAUAGAUAUGGAGCAUCCUCUUCCUCUAUCAACCCUCCAAAUCCAGAGCCACCGGUUAGUGGCCCCCAUAUAGGAGCAGCAUUGGCUACAGACCAGGCCUCUGCUUCAAGUACCAUGGCUGUAAUACAAGGAGAUGUUGCUACUUCUGAUGCCCCAGCAGAACCAAAUAGUGCAGGAUCUUCUAGGUCCCAUAGGAGGAGAGGAAGAAGUAGUACCUCCAGUUCUUUGGAUGUAGAUGGAGGAGCACUGCAUGCGCGUAAGAGAAGAAGGCUGAACUAAAUUUCUUUUAUUUCAUACAAUUUUAAACAACUCCUUGCUUUUUUAGCUUCUAGUAUGUGUGUGCUCUUGGAGCAUAUUUGCUGGUGUGUAUGUUAAUGGUCUUGUAUUAUUUUGUGUUAAGUUAUCAUGUCCAGUUUGUCUUUUGAUUUUCUUUAUUUUCAUAUACCUUGUCAGAGCAUGUAUACCGGAUACGCUUUUGACAACCCCAAUGGUCGAUUUACAAAUUUUCGUAAUUAGUUUGCGUACUUGAAAUGCUUUCU